AUGGCUGUGUUAUCGGAAGAUGCUGCUUAUACCGAGCGUAGUUCCCCGUACAUGUCACUUGGCAUCGCGGGUUCUCAUACCUGGGCACAAACGUUGAAAUGAUUAGAAGCAGAUCUGUGGUUGUGGUCGUGCUAGCGGCUGUAUAUUGUGUGGGCGCAUCGUGGCUUCCGUGGGCGUCCGAGCUGCAGCGCAGCAGCCUGGAGCUGCAGAAGGCGCCCAACAACGACUUCAACAUUCUGCACUUCAACGCGACCACCAUCUGUCUGCGGCUGUCUGCCUCCAUCUCCAUCCUGGUGCAGUACAAGACGGAACGCGUUAGGGACGGAGCGGUCCAGAUCAUAGUUCCACAUCUUACAAAGGAAAAUGUUGAAGGCAGCUGUGGUCCAGACGCCUCUCUUCAUCUGUCCUGGCCUUCACCUGACGCAACAACGGAGACUCCGACGCCAGAGGAAGCUAAUGCACUGAAUGUGGAAGAGACAUCGUGGUCCGAGCCCACAGUAUUUGACGAUGUCAACAGCAACACACUUCAUUUCGACUUUGUACAGCAGAACGACUCUUACUUCAUAGCAAACAUUACAGGCUUCAUUAAUAUUAAUGACGUUUCCGAAGACUAUUCACCAAACAGCACGGUAAUCGAACUGUCCGUAACAGACCAGAAACUGUUCGAGGCGCCGCUGGGGAUCGUGUCCAUGUGCUACGGGAAGACGCUGGUCGAAGGAGACGUCUACGGCAACGUGACAGCCGUCACUCUCGUUUUCACCGACGUGCAGCUACUGGCCUACCACGAGGAGUCCUUUUGGCCAAACCAAGUGAGCUCGUGUAGGUCCUCGCCUGUGCUGGAGACAGACGACACGGUGGCCAUCGUCCUCGGCACACUGGCAGCCGUGGUCGGCGUCGGACUGCUGGGCGCCUUCAUCUACUACCUGCGUACGCGAUAACUGCCGCAACGCUGUGUGGCAGGUUUAUGGUACCACUUCUACCGUGGUAAAGACACACAAAUAGGGAAUUAGCCAGUAACGUCUUUAGAUGUUUUGUUUCCAAGAAUUGACUUCACUGUACUCUGAUUAUAUUAAAUUUAUCGUUUGAUUUGUCUCUGUACGAUCUGUACUGAUAUGACUGUCAUGGUUCCUCUGGAGUGGACAUACGCAGCCACAUAUAAAGCAACUGAAGUAAAUAAAUAUUUAUGUAAUUAUUUUGUUUUCUGUUUUUAGGCAAUAUACUGAACUGUAAUGA
Schistocerca gregaria is the source of this 1233-nucleotide messenger RNA. RefSeq lists its product as uncharacterized. Lineage: Eukaryota; Metazoa; Arthropoda; Insecta; Orthoptera; Acrididae. Bases 99 to 938 code for a protein of 279 amino acids. Gene Ontology annotation, cellular component: membrane. The transcript is spliced from 5 exons. The record is from RefSeq and is a predicted model, not a curated record.